Blastomyces dermatitidis ER-3 is the source of this 252-nucleotide messenger RNA. RefSeq lists its product as uncharacterized. The record is from RefSeq and is a predicted model, not a curated record. The transcript is spliced from 2 exons. Gene Ontology annotation, cellular component: mitochondrion. NCBI's taxonomy places the organism in Eukaryota, Fungi, Ascomycota, Eurotiomycetes, Onygenales, Ajellomycetaceae. Gene Ontology annotation, biological process: mitochondrial respiratory chain complex I assembly; electron transport chain. The coding region runs from base 1 to 252 and encodes 83 amino acids.
AUGGCUCGCGUAAACCCCACCGGCUUCGACAUGAAGACCUUCAAAGCCGCCGCACAUCCCCGAUCUUCCUGGGCAAAGAAGGAUCCAUGGGCGCGAUACGAAGCAUGGCGAUACACAGGUCCAUUUUCGCGGUGGAACCGAUUUAAAACUGGAUUUCCUGGACUGGGAAUAGCCACCGUUGCGUUUGCUGCAUACUGUGGCUACGAAUGGGCGUUCCUCACCCCCAAGCAUCAGGAGGAAGGUCACCAUUAG